UCUCUCUCUCUUCCUUUUUUGCUCCCUUGCUCACUCUCGUCUCUUUCUCUUUGCAAACGGGUGAUAAGGCGCAUAUACGCGGAAAUGUCGACAAAUGAAAGAGCAACCCGAGCACUAAAAGAAAUUCUACAACGACCGGGAAAUAAUGCCUGCGCAGACUGUGGCGCAUUGGAUCCUAGCUGGGGAUCAAGCUCCCUGGGAGUGUUCAUCUGUUUGGCCUGUUCUGGGAUCCACCGUAACAUCCCUGAAAUCAGCAAGGUCAAAUCCUUGGGGUUGUCCCACUGGGAGGACCAUGAGGUGAAGUUCAUGGCUGAGAAUGGAAAUGAUCUAAUGAAGAAAAAAUAUGAAGCUGCUGUUCCAGUCUAUUACUACAAACCGACCCACAAGGACUGUCAAGUGCUGAGAGAGCAGUGGAUUAGAGCAAAGUAUGAGAGAAAAGAGUUUUCUGAACCUGUGGAAAGCUUAACAUAUGAAUCAGGAACGAGAGAGGGCAUGUUGAUGAAAAGGGGACGGGACAAUGGGCAGUUUUUUAGCAGGCGAUUUGUCCUUUCUGAAAGAGAGGGCACUCUGAAGUACUACACCAAAUAUGACGCUAAGGAGCCCAAAGCAGUGAUUAAGGUGGACACUAUUAAUGCAACAUUCCAGCCAGAGAAGAUAGGAAAUCCCUGCGGCCUGCAGAUCACCUACCUCAAAGACUACAGCACCCGCAAUAUCUUUGUCUAUCACGAGAGUGGCAAGGAAAUUGUUGACUGGUUUAAUUCAAUUCGGGCCGUUCAGCUUCACUAUCUAAAAGUGGCCUUUCCAGUUGCAACUGAUCUGGAGCUCAUACCCAAACUUACCAGGAACUUUCUCAAGGAAGGAUACAUGGAAAAAACAGGCCCCAGGCAAACGGAGGGCUUCAAGAAACGUUGGUUCACACUGGAUCACAGACGACUGAUGUACUUCAAAGAUCCAUUGGAUGCCUUUGCUAAAGGUGAAAUAUUCUUUGGGAACAGGGCCAACGGUUACAGCGCCUCUGCCGGCUUACCGGCUGGGGUCCACUGUAACGGCGCUUGGCAAUAUGGCAUCACAAUAGACACACCGGACCGUUGCUUCCUGUUUACCUGUGAGACAGAGAGUGACCAACAGGAUUGGGUGAAACAUUUUAAUGACGUUAUCGACGCUCAGAUGACCCCUCAGGAGCACACAAUGGAGGCCUUGUUAAAGCACAGACACUGACAGAUCAGAGGCCUGCGGGACCUCUUCCUCCCCUCUACGCCCAUCAACAGUCUGACAGGCUCAACACCAACAGUGCUACUCGCAAGCCGGAGUUUGUGGCACAAUCCCAAAAACAUGGACUUUAGGUUAAAACUGAGAACAAUUGUAUUAAAGCAUUGUUGUAAAAGAUUAAUUGUAUGUUCAUUUCAGUACUAGAUUUUUUUUUAAUUCAUUCUUGAAUUGUGGAACAGUCUUAUCGGACUCCAAAAUUAUUUACGAAUUUGGACUAAAUCUCGAGGACACUUUUUUUCUGUUUUUUAUUCUUGUGGCUACUCCUCAUAUUGAAUAAUAACAUGCAGAAUUUUUUGUGCCAAGCAACUUACAUUUUUAGAGGCAAAGCUUUCAUGAAACAAACAAAUGUUGUAUGAAAUUGUGACAUAAUUAAUUUAAUGCAUGUAAGUGCUAUAACAGUUUUUUUUAUAUAUAUUUAGAUUGUAAUUGAAGACAUGUUCCUAUUGUGCCAGAGUGUCUAUUUCUGCCCAAGUAUUUCAUUUUUACUGCUGAUAAAAUUGCAGGUAAUACAAUAUGCAAGGUGGUGGGAAACACUAUGAUCUAAGCUUUUGGGAUGAGCAAAUGCUCAAGCGUUAUACAUUAUUGGAGAGUAUUUAGCUGCUUUGGUUAUAUGCUGUACAGUAAGUUACAGGGAGGAAAUAUGUCUGUACUGCAAUGUUUCUUUGAGUCAAAAAGUACAACUCCUCAGAGAAAGAAAAAAUAAUAUAUCAACAAUAUAUAUAAUUGUUACUGUCUACAUCUUAGUGUCUAAAGUUCAGUAUUUUGUUUUUGUGUUUUAUUCCAGAAGAAAAUACAUGCAUGUUUUUUUAAGUGCUCUAAAAAAAAGCUCUUAUUGAAGGCACUUUGAAAAUUAAUUUCAAGCAAGGUGCUGAAAAAUGGUAGCAGUUUCAUGGUUUAGCAGCACCUCCAUGUGGUACAACUGUUUUUUUGUUUUUUUUAUUACUUCUUCCAAAUGUAUUUGGAUAACACCUGCAGUCACGUUAAAAAGAAACCCCAUGCUCUAUUAAUUCGAUUUUUUUUUUGUAAAAAUGAGCUGCUCUUUACUAUGUUCUAAAAUAACUGAAAUCUAAUUGUAAGUAUAUCCACAUACCUAUCUAUUUUAGAACAAAGACAAAACUAAGCACACCAGAAGCGGAAAAAUUUGACAGGGAUGUAGUUUCUUUUUACUGUAUCUGUAAGGGUUGCCUUUUAAUAAUACUUGUAAUUUUUAUAUAUUUCUAAAAUGUACCAAUUUCACUGUUAUAUUUUGCUUUUCAUUUAAGGUAUUUUAAAGGUAAAUUAAAGGUAAAGGUAAUUGUUUUCCCAAUUGCUGACUGGCAAAGAAAUUUAACUAAUGAAAAACUUGUAAUAAAAUUUAUUUCAGUAUUCUAA
Messenger RNA from Fundulus heteroclitus (mummichog), 2640 nucleotides. Its product is annotated as ArfGap_ADAP and PH1_ADAP domain-containing protein. Gene Ontology annotation, cellular component: plasma membrane; intracellular membrane-bounded organelle. The transcript is spliced from 11 exons. Bases 85 to 1218 code for a protein of 377 amino acids. The record is from RefSeq and is a predicted model, not a curated record. NCBI's taxonomy places the organism in Eukaryota, Metazoa, Chordata, Actinopteri, Cyprinodontiformes, Fundulidae. Gene Ontology annotation, molecular function: phosphatidylinositol bisphosphate binding; GTPase activator activity. Gene Ontology annotation, biological process: positive regulation of GTPase activity.